AUGUAUUCAUCUCGAGCAGUGCCUGUACAAUACACUCGACAUCUCGCUACCGCGGCUAAGCGAAGACCCACCCCGGUUAGACAGAUUUCUAAAGCAGAGACCAAGAAGUACUCUUUUUAUGAUUUGGUGUUGCGCACCCCUUCACAUCCACGACACCCCAUCGAGGCGCUGUUGAUGAGAGACAGUGAACUCAGGGAAUUGAAAAAACACACCAAAGUUAGAUUCGAGGGUAACUAUUCCCUCGACCCAAACAUCAGUGCGGAGGAGCGUAUAGCCAAGGUCUUUGGUGGUCGAAUCAAAGGUGAAGAUCGUCAAGCAUCAAGUAGAAUAGAGCGUGGUGAGCCAAAAGUAAUUGCUGGAGUAACUGUACCAUGUCGUCCACCUGAGCCAGACAACUGUUGCAUGAGUGGAUGUAUAAAUUGUGUUUGGGAGUUGUUUCAGGACGAUUUGAAUGAAUGGAAUGAAAAACGGGACAAGGCCGCCAGGAAACUCGUGGCCAAUGGUGGGAGAUGGCCUGAGAAUUUCAAUCCACCGUUGAAAUUAUUGAAACGGGAAAAUUAUCCUCCUAGCUUAGCGGAUUUGCCUGAUUCAAAAUUGACUCCCGAAAGAGUCGAAGGCACAGUUCAGGAUGAAACUUGGGGUGAUGUACCGGUCUCCAUCCGAGUGUUUACCCAAGCGGAAAAGAGGAUCAAGGCCAGACACAAGCAAAGAUUAGAGGAGUUGGCAAGAAAGAACCACCAAGACACCAAUGGUGAAUCCUCCAAAAAAGAGCAAAGCGCUUCCACUGAAGAGCAUUCCAGAGAACAAUCCUUACAAAGCAACACGCAUCAAAAGCAAUUACAACGUGCACAAUAA
This is a messenger RNA of Lodderomyces theae, 855 nucleotides long. RefSeq lists its product as uncharacterized. Lineage: Eukaryota; Fungi; Ascomycota; Pichiomycetes; Serinales; Debaryomycetaceae. The record is from RefSeq and is a predicted model, not a curated record. Gene Ontology annotation, cellular component: mitochondrion. The transcript has a single exon. Bases 1 to 855 code for a protein of 284 amino acids.